Molecule: messenger RNA, 612 nt
Organism: Solanum dulcamara
Lineage: Eukaryota; Viridiplantae; Streptophyta; Magnoliopsida; Solanales; Solanaceae
Exons: 1
Coding region: 1-612 (203 amino acids)
Source: RefSeq, a predicted model, not a curated record
AUGAGUCCUUUACCUUCCAUGGCUCACACUUUUGCAUUGCUAAUUCAAGAGGAAAAACAAAGAGAGUUUAAACCAAACAAUCAGAUAUUUACAAAAGCAAGCUCAAUGAAUUCUUCAAUGAAUCCUUCCAUGAUGAAUGCAAGCUCUUCAGGAUCAUCAGGUGGAAAGUCAUUCAUGACAAACUACUCUCCCAAUAAUAAUGCAAAUGGGAGAUCUAGACCAUUCUGUGAUCACUGUAGAAAGCUAGGCCACACCAAAGGCAAGUGUUUCAAGAUACAUGGUUAUCCCCAAAAGAGAAGUCAUGGCAAUGCACAGAACCAUAAAGGUCAUAGUAACCAAAACAGAUUCAAUCAUAAUCAGAAUCACCAAAACAGAUACAAUAAUAAUCAGAGUCAAUACAACUCAAACUAUAAUCAUAGGUAUGCAAAAUGGAAAGGAAUAACAACAAAUGCCUUUGAGAUUGAUACUGAAUUAGGUAUUGAUGGACCUUCAAACAACUCAGUUCCCAACCUCUCAAAGAAGCAAUAUGGUCAACUACUCAAUCUGCGACAGAGCUUCCAAAUGAGCAAAUGUUGCAGGAGAAAAUGGCUAGAAAUGGAAGCAAUGAUUUAG